AAUUCUUUAUUAUUAUUGGAGCUAAGAUAAUAGUUCGCGACUUUAUAUCGAACUUAUUUAUCUCUUUAAACAUAUAUUAUCACAAGCCAUCCCUUGUUGCAUCAGUCAGAAUCUAAUUGCCGAAGUCCUUGAAGCGAAGCAUUCUUUAUCGAUUUUCCGUUUGGUUGGUCGUUUCAGGUUUCAUGCACGCCGUAUGUAUGUAGAGCCAAAUUGGGCCAGCGCCCAGCAUAUCUAUUCUCUAUUCUAAAAUAACUGAAAGAUCUACUUCACAAUAUAGGGUCGGUCUAACCGUACCGAAAUAAUUAGAAGGCCCAAUUAUAGAUAAUUUGGUACAAUGUCUGAAGUUAAAAGUAAAUUGGAAAUAUCCGGUAAAACAAGUCCGGAGAUCACUAAUGCCAGUUACAAGCCUAUACCAGAACAAGAUAUGGAAGAGCAGGUAGCAGCAUCGACCCGACCGAAAUCGGUGGUCAAGUUGAAAAUCGGUUCCUCGACAGACGGUGAGAGCGAGAGAAUGUUGCCCGACGACGAGAAAAUUUCGGAAGUGGUGGUCUGCAAUAAUGACAUGAAAAGUCCUCAAAAUGGUGAUGCUAAGUUGGAUAUCGCGGAGCCACCAAACAAGCAAGCCUUCGUGGGCCUAACUAAAGAGGAAUUAAUGCAGUACGCAAAUGAUCCUUUCUGGGUACGUUUGCGUUGGUUCCUCUUUGUUACCUUUUGGCUAUUAUGGGCUGCGAUGCUGGUGGGGGCCAUCCUCAUUAUUUAUGCGGCACCUAAAUGUGAUCCUCCGGCACCCCGAACCUGGUAUGAAAAAGGUCCCCUGGCACAACUAACUUCUGAUGAUAAAUUGCAAGAGCUACAACUAGAUGAGAAUAUCCAAGGCAUGAUCGUGCCUUGGUGGGGAGAUAUUUAUCAGCCGUUGGAAAAUAACCAAGCGGAUCUGGAAAGAUUGAAAUUGGCUAAAAAAGCGUCCAAAAGAGUUAUUGUUGAAUUUGAUCCCACUUGGUCUAACCUUUGGUUUGCUGAAGCGGAAAAGAAAAAUCCAGAGUUUGAAGGGUAUUAUAUUUGGGCCAGUGGUACUGAUAAUAAACCACCAAAUAAUUGGGUGAACCCGAACAACACCACGUCCUGGAAAUUUUCGACCGUACGCAACCAAUUCUACUAUGCACCCUUCGACCAACCCCACCUCAACUUUAACAAUUCUUCCGUCGUCAACCAGUUUAAACGUGUAAUCGAUGAAUUCUUAAGAGUCAAUGUCUCCGGUAUCCGAUUACGUCACGCCUCAUUCCUAUUAAUCGACCGGUCGCUCUCCAAUCUCGAAAUCUAUUCGAACGCCAAUCCCUCUUACGGUAUUGGUCAGUAUUCGUUCUACGAACAUUCCAAGACGGAAGAUUUACCGGAAGUCGGAAAAUUACUGUACCAAUGGCGUGCCUACUUAAGAAAGAAAACUACCUGCGACGAGGAGGUGCCACUGAUGGUGGCGGAAGAGUUGGCCAAAGUGGAGUCGUACAAAGUGAACCAGACUCUGGCGGUAGAUAUGCCGCUAUUGACUACCAUCUUCUCCAGACCAACGUUUAACGUUAACGAGACGUUGAGUAAUUUAAAUUAUAGUUUGAAGAUUAAUAAUCUUACAUGGCCUUUGUGGGAGGCUAAAACCAAAUCAGUACCGAGGGAUGUUCUUCACAUAAUUACUUACCUGUUGCCAGGAGCGCCCCUCAUAAAUGCAACUGAAAAAGUUAAUCCAGAUUUAUUGAAAAUCAGGAACAAUCCAUCAAUAAUGAGAUAUGGCAACGAUAGCACUUUUGAAGUCUAUGGCCUUCAAAACAAUACUGUCAUGUCAUUCAUUAGGGUGACGCCAGGUAGUCCUGGUAUCUUGGUGGUUGUUAACCCUACGGAUAACUUGGUUACGACUAAUCUGUCUGCCGAAAUCUACAAGUUAUCUUCCAUUCAGGAGGUGACGGUUAGUUUUUAUAGUGAAAACUAUAACAUCAGCGAAUUUAAAGAUAUCGGGAGCAAACAUGCAUCCGACAUUGUGCCAAUUUCACCGAAAUCCGCUAUCGUAUUGGAGUAUGUUCCCAAAAAAGAUGAAUAAUGAAGUGGCUGACUUAUAGCCAGAAACAUUCCACUUUACAGGAAAUUACACAAUUUUUUUGAUGCAUUUUUAGAAUACAAUAAGAGUGACAAUAAUAAUCCCAUAAUUCUCUCUUUUUGUGUCUCUAUAAAUAUAAAUAAGUUUGAAUGGCA
Messenger RNA from Anthonomus grandis grandis, 2238 nucleotides. It is a transcript of the gene CD98hc, whose product is annotated as neutral and basic amino acid transport protein rBAT. Gene Ontology annotation, biological process: carbohydrate metabolic process; amino acid transport. The transcript has 8 exons. The coding region runs from base 335 to 2086 and encodes 583 amino acids. The record is from RefSeq and is a predicted model, not a curated record. Lineage: Eukaryota; Metazoa; Arthropoda; Insecta; Coleoptera; Curculionidae.